AGCGGAGGUUGAGUCCAUUGAUUUUUUUGACGAUGUAACCCAUCUCUUUAAGGAUACGGUGACAAUUUGAAUGAGAAACCCCUUCAUUUUGUGCAUAAUCAUCGCAAGAAGGGCUUAUGUGCUCCUCGCCGCUUGAUUUCCGACUCGGGGUGCUCAGUGUUGUCGGGGUAGAGUCCGUUUCACUGCAUCAACAUGGGUGUGAUCGGUGUGCAGCUGGUGGUUACCAUGGUAAUGGCCAGUGUAAUUCAAAAAAUCAUACCUCAUUAUUCCUUCGCAAGAUGGCUUCUCUGCAGUGGCAGUCUGCGGUGGUAUCAGCACCCUACAGAAGAUGAGUUGAGGAGCUUAGCUGGGAAACAAAAAGGACAGAAGCGAAAAGACAGGAAGUACAAUGGUCACAUAGAAAAUAAGCCGCUAACAGUUCCCAAGGACAUAGACUUACAGCUGGAGACGAAAUGCAUCACAGAAGUCGACACUUUAGCAUUGCACUACUUCCCAGAGUUCCAGUGGCUGGUGGAUUUCACUGUAGCGGCAACUGUGGUCUAUCUGAUAACAGAGCUCUACUACAGUGUGGCUCAGCCCUCAGGAGAGAUGAACAUCAGUGUGGUCUGGUGCCUGCUAGUACUCGCCUUUGUCAUUAAGACCCUUUUCUCUCUAACGGCCCACUACUUCAAGCUCGAGGAAGGAGGCGAGCGCUCACUCUGCAUUACUUUUGGGUUUUUCUUUUUUGUCAAAGCCAUGGCCAUUCUAAUCGUCACUGAAAACUACCUGGAGUUUGGUCUUGAGACCGGUUUUGCAAACUUCUCUGACAGCGCUCUACAAUUUCUGGAGCACCAGGGCUUAGAGUCCCAGGGUCCCAUAUCUAAACUCACCUUCAAGCUGAUCCUGGCCCUGCUCUGCUCCCUGAUUGGAGCAUUUCUAACUUUCCCUGGUCUACGAUUGGCCCAGAUGCAUCUAGAUGCACUCAAUCUGACCACAGCCAAAUUUACACAGACUCUGCUUUAUAUCAACUUCCUGUCACCCCUUAUCAUGCUCCUGCUGUGGGUGAAGCCCAUCACCAAGGAUUACAUAAUGAACCCCACUCUGGGAAAGGAGAGUGUGCCUUUGAUGACUGAGCAGACGUAUGAUACGUUGCGGUUAUGGGCCAUCAUACUGAUGUGUAUGCUACGGCUCGCUAUGAUGAGACAUCAUUUGCAGGCCUACCUCAACCUGGCCCAGAAGGGUGUGGACCAGAUGAAGAAGGAGGCAGGCCGGAUAAGUACCGUUGACCUGCAGAAGAUGGUUGCACGUGUUUUUUACUACUUGUGUGUAAUCGCACUACAGUAUGUGGCACCACUGGUGAUGCUGCUGCAUACAACUUUGCUGCUAAAAACCUUAGGUGGACACUCCUGGUGGGUCUAUCCUGAAGAAGACCUGCCUUGCAUCUAUGAAAUGAACUCUGACUCUGUGAUGGGGGCGGCACCAGUAGUGGCCCCAACACCAGCUUCAGUGGUAGAAACAGGAGCCCGGGCGUCAGUGGCCCAGCUGUCAGUGGCCCUGGGAGGCCUGCGGACUGUCUUCAGCCCCAUGCUUUUCCGGGGCCUCUUCUCCUUCUUUACUUGGUGGAUUGCUGCCUGCCUCUUCUCCACCUCCCUCUUUGGCCUCUUCUACCAUCAGUAUCUCAUGGCGGCAUAGCAUCAGCAACCCAGCAGUGCCAGCCAGACCCCCACAGGGCUACUGUACAUUCAGCCUAAUCAGAAAGGACUGAUUGGGGGCAACAGAGGCCUAUUGAUGACUCUACUCCACAACUCCUCCUUUCUUUCCUUCCUCCCUCUUCCCCUUUGACCACCUCUCAGUGACUGACCAUAUCAUCAGAGCUCCUGGUUCAACUUCCAGUGCUUCCUUCAAAAAUGACUCUGUGAACUCGUCAUUGUUUUUACUACUACGACUACUUCAUUUAAUUUGGAGAGCAAGAUUUCUAAACCUUAAUAACAAACAGACUAAAGAAUGAGUUAGAAGAAUAUUAAUCAGUGUCAGUGGUGUGUUGGUAUAGUAAUGAGAAAAUGAUCCAGUUUGCUGUAUGAAAAUUGAAUGAUAUAAGGUGAAAUACUGUAUCUCAGUUGCUGAUUACAAUUAAUUUUACGUGUUGAAAGGUGGUGUGGCAGUUCUACUCAGUUGCACCAUUUUUAAUCGAGCCAAUGGGGAGAUAAUGUUGAUAGUUGUUCACACCAGAUCAGAUGUAACCAGUUUGACCCAUCAACAUCUUUAGAUUCAAAAUGUCUCUUACUUUAGAGAAACCUAAUUGCAGCCUCUUACAGAUGCAUGCAUGUCAGCCGGAGUCAGAUAUCAGACUCUUGUCCAUCCUCUUACUAAGUCCACCGUAAACUAGUAUUGGCGAUCAAUUAUAUCAAAGACUUAUCCAGGAAAAAUUUGGAGUUGGUCUGCAUGACUGGAUAUGUGCUGUGAAGUUUAAGUUUUAUUGAUUGGUACUUAUGUGCACCGCCUUGACAUUAAGAGUCAUGCAGCCAUCUAUAUUCCAGUCUGUGUCACAGUCCAUGAAAUUGCUAAUUUCCCUCUAUGACAUGUUGUAAGGAAGCUACAUUUAGGUCGCAGAAUAUCAUUGAAUCUGGAGAUGUUCAUGGAGGCUAGCGUGUGACUUCAUAUUAGCCGGAAAUCACAUGGACUUAUUUUUUGCUGAACCUUUUUUUUUCUUUCUUUUUUUUUUAAGUGUGUGUGUGUGGGCGGGGGGGGUAUUUUUGUCUUUUGAUCAAAACUUUAAAAUAUGUGUGUUAAAAGAAAAUGGCCUCUUUUUCUCAGAUGCCUAAAUUCCAUUGCCACGGACCACAAAAGAGUCUGAGUCUUAAAAUUUUGCCAGUGCUUUUCUGUGUGGAGGUGGAGGAGGAGGGGGAGGAAGAGAAUGAGGGAGGGGCAGCCUGUGGAUUUUCCCCCCAAAUGGGUGAGAUGGGAUGACCUAACCAAGGUAUGACGGUGGAGAACUCAAGAAGAGAUGUACUUGCAGAGGAGCAAGAGGAGAUGUUAAACUGAUGGGGCGACAUCUCACUGACUUGAAUCUGAUGUAUUUAAAUGUGUCUAAUUGAAGUUGCCAUCAAGGACAAACUUUUUAAAUGAAAGUCGUUCCAAUAGACUUGUGAUGUUUCAAUUUGCAAUGUAACCUCCCUGGUUUUAACUGAGCCAUUUAAGAAGCUAUGAGAGAAUCUGGAGCUCUUUUUUUUUUUUUUUUUUUUUUUUUUU
This is a messenger RNA of Seriola dumerili (greater amberjack), 3228 nucleotides long. It is a transcript of the gene tmem161b, whose product is annotated as transmembrane protein 161B. The transcript has 12 exons. Lineage: Eukaryota; Metazoa; Chordata; Actinopteri; Carangiformes; Carangidae. Bases 193 to 1671 code for a protein of 492 amino acids. The record is from RefSeq and is a predicted model, not a curated record.